Messenger RNA from Nematolebias whitei (Rio pearlfish), 1539 nucleotides. Its product is annotated as sodium/potassium/calcium exchanger 3. NCBI's taxonomy places the organism in Eukaryota, Metazoa, Chordata, Actinopteri, Cyprinodontiformes, Rivulidae. Gene Ontology annotation, biological process: intracellular calcium ion homeostasis; calcium ion transmembrane transport. The record is from RefSeq and is a predicted model, not a curated record. Gene Ontology annotation, cellular component: membrane. Bases 10 to 1539 code for a protein of 509 amino acids. Gene Ontology annotation, molecular function: calcium channel activity; calcium, potassium:sodium antiporter activity. The transcript has 14 exons.
GCCAUCUACAUGUUCUACGCUCUGGCUAUCAUCUGUGACGACUACUUUGUCCCUUCACUGAAGAAGAUAUCUGAGAACCUGCAGCUCAGCGAGGAUGUGGCCGGAGCGACGUUCAUGGCUGCGGGGAGCUCCGCCCCUGAGCUUUUCACCUCUCUUAUCGGAGUCUUCAUCACGAAAGGUGAUGUUGGGGUGGGGACAAUCGUGGGCUCUGCUGUCUUCAACAUCCUGGUCAUCAUCGGGCUGAGUGGAAUCUUUGCAGGACAGACUGUGGUCCUGACAUGGUGGUCCCUGUUUAGAGAUUCCUGUUUCUACAUCCUGUCUGUACUCGCACUCAUCAUGGUUAUCUAUGAUGACCGAGUUGUCUGGUGGGAGGCCCUGAUCCUCAUGACCAUGUACGGGAUCUACAUCAUAAUCAUGAAGUUCAAUUCUCAGAUCUCGGUGUUUGUGAUGCGUCAGUUUAGGAGUGGCGGACAGUGCUGCCGCCGAUCGGAGGGAAGCCAAGAGAACAAGAUGGGAGACGAGGCGGUGCCUUGUAACACCUCCAUGGUGCUCCUCAACAAAGGGCAGGGUCACGGUCAGGAGCCUCCCCCGGUCAUCAUGGUGGAUGAGCUACUCAUCCUCAGCCCCCACAAACUGUCCUUCUCAGAGGCCGGCCUGCGGAUUAUGAUCACCCCACACUUCCCACCGCGCACCAGGCUCUCCAUGGCAGGACGCAUGGUCAUCAGUGAGAGACUGAGGCUGAUCAGGAGCUCCAAACACCAGCAGGACGGCGAGGCUGCUGCAGGGUCAAGAAAAGGGUCGACUGCGAACAGCCUGAAGGGUUUCUACAGUCUAGAAAACGGAGGAGGGAGGCCUGGGAUAAAAGACGAGGAGUCCGGAAACAAACCAGGGGUCGAGGUGAGCCGGCCAGAAGACGAGGAAGAUGAAGAUGAGUAUUUUAGUCCGAUGCGCAUGCCAGGUGUCACAGGCAGCUGCUCCGCGUGGGUUAGGUGGGUGAUCACCUGGCCUCUGGGCAUCCUGCUCUACUGCACCGUGCCCAACUGUGUCCUGCCACGCUGGCACCGCUGGUUCAUGGUCACCUUUGUAGCCUCCACCCUGUGGAUCGCUGUCUUCUCCUACCUCAUGGUGUGGAUGGUCACCAUCAUCAGCUUCACAUUAGACAUCCCAGACUACAUCAUGGGUAUAACCUUCCUGGCAGCAGGAACCAGCGUACCAGACUGCAUGGCUAGCCUGAUUGUAGCUCGACAAGGCAUGGGGGACAUGGCAGUGUCGAACUCCAUAGGCAGCAACAUUUUUGACAUUCUGCUGGGUUUGGGCUUCCCCUGGGCUCUGCGUACCCUCGUGGUGGACCACGGAUCUAUAGUCUCCAUAAAUAAUAAAGGACUUGUUUAUUCUGUCGUCCUGCUGCUGGCUUCAGUGUUUCUGACUGUGUUGAGCGUUCAUCUGAACCACUGGAGGCUGGACCGCCGGCUGGGUCUGGGUCUGAUGUUUCUCUACGUUAUUUUCCUUCUCUGCUCCAUCCUCUUCGGACAGAUGUAA